Stylophora pistillata is the source of this 7088-nucleotide messenger RNA. RefSeq lists its product as uncharacterized. Gene Ontology annotation, cellular component: cytoplasm; myosin filament; myosin II complex. The record is from RefSeq and is a predicted model, not a curated record. Lineage: Eukaryota; Metazoa; Cnidaria; Anthozoa; Scleractinia; Pocilloporidae. Gene Ontology annotation, molecular function: actin filament binding; microfilament motor activity; ATP binding.
AUGUUGGAUUGAGUUCCUUGGCGGACUCUUGGUAAUUUAUUGAAUCUGGUGGGUUUUCCUUAAUUUUGCUUUGUUGGAGACCAGUUUGGGAAGCACUGCUUCGUCGGUAUCGAAAAGGAAGAUUAAGGUGUGGUUUGCUGAGCUCGGCUCACGUUGAAACGCUCAUCAAACAUGGAGAAUGAAAUGAAAUACUUGGCCGUUGAUCGGGCAGCCAUUGCUGAUCCGGCGGCCCAAGCUAAAUGGACAGCGAAGAAGAUGGUGUGGAUUCCAGACGACGAACAUGGAUUUGCGGCUGCGAGCAUGAAAGAGGAUAAGAAAGACACUGUCGUGGUCGAAUUAGAAGGUGGAAAACGAAAAACUGUGAACAAAGAUGACAUUCAAAAAAUGAACCCACCCAAAUUUGAGAAAGUGGAAGACAUGGCUGACUUGACCUGUUUGAACGAAGCUAGCGUGUUGCACAAUCUGAAAGACAGAUACUACUCUGGACUUAUCUAUACUUACUCAGGUCUUUUCUGUGUCGUUGUGAACCCUUACAAACGCCUGCCUAUUUACACGGACAAAGUGGUGGACAUGUAUCGUGGAAGGAAGCGACACGAAGUACCGCCUCAUAUCUACGCUAUCACAGACAACGCGUAUCGAAGUAUGCUUCAAGACCGUGAAAACCAAUCAAUUCUCUGCACGGGAGAGUCAGGUGCUGGGAAAACAGAGAAUACUAAGAAAGUGAUCCAAUACUUGGCAACAGUGGCUGGUCACUCACACAGCAAAACAGCUCAGACUCCAAAAAAAUCUGGUUCAACUAGUUCAGCUGUUAGCACAAAGGUUGGAGUAUCUGGCAGCCAGGUGGAGUUGGAAAGGCAACUUCUUGCUGCUAAUCCCAUCUUGGAAGCUUUUGGAAAUGCAAAGACAGUAAAGAAUGACAACUCGUCACGUUUUGGAAAGUUCAUUAGAAUCAACUUUGAUGCUUCAGGAUUCAUUGCUGGUGCUAAUAUUGAAUCUUACCUUCUUGAGAAAUCACGUGCUGUACGACAAACGCCGAAUGAGAGGUCUUUUCACAUUUUCUACCAAGUCCUCAAUGGAUUGGACAAACAGAGCAAAGCGGACAUGCUUUUUCAGGACGCAAGCUCUUAUAAUUACUUGAGCAAUGGUAACUUACCAGUAAGUGGUUGGGAUGAUGCCGCAGACCUCCAGGAUUCUUUGACUUGUAUGAGAGAUAUGGGAAUUCCAGAGGAUGACAUUAAUGCCCUUUUCCGUGUAGUGUCUGCUGUUCUUCAGUUUGGCAACAUGGCUUUCAAGCAAGAGAGAAGUUCAGAACAAGCUAUGAUGCCAAGCAAUGAAGUUGCUCAGAAAGUUUGCCAUUUGCUUGGAAUUCCCGUUACGGAAUUUUCCAAGGCUGUGUUGAGACCAAGAGUGAAAGUUGGCCGUGACUAUGUACAGAAGGCUCAAACAAAAGCCCAAGCAGAGUUUGCUAUUGAGGCUGUUUCUAAGUCUCUCUAUGAAAGAAUGUUCAAGUGGAUUGUGUCAAGGAUAAACAAAUCCCUGGACAGAACCAAGCGAGAAGGAGCUUCAUUUAUUGGCAUCCUGGAUAUUGCGGGAUUUGAAAUCUUCCAGAUGAACUCUUUUGAACAGCUCUGCAUCAACUAUACCAAUGAAAAGCUGCAACAGCUUUUCAAUCACACAAUGUUUAUUCUGGAACAGGAAGAGUACAGGAAGGAAGGAAUAGAAUGGAAAUUCAUUGACUUUGGACUGGAUCUGCAACCAUGCAUUGAUUUGUUGGAGAAGCCAAUGGGAUUGAUGGCUCUGUUAGAUGAAGAAUGCUGGUUUCCAAAAGCCACAGACAAGUCAUUUGCGGACAAAGUUAUCAAGGAGCACAGUAAACACCAGAAAUUCAAGGUCCCAGAGUUUCGCUCUGAAGCUCAUUUCACAGUCAUCCAUUAUGCUGGCAAGGUUGACUACAACUGCAAUCAGUGGCUCAUGAAAAACAUGGAUCCACUCAACGACAACAUCAUAUCUUUGCUGCAGAAUUCCUCAGAUAAUUUUGUGGGUCUUCUAUGGAAAGAUUCAGAGAACAUUGUCAGCAUGAACGCAAACCAGAGUGAAACUCCGUUUGGUAGUAAAGUGCGCAAGGGAAUGUUCCGAACUGUCAGCCAGCUUUACAAGGAACAACUGGCCAAACUGAUGGUGGUUCUUCACAACACCAAUCCCAACUUUGUGCGGUGUAUUAUUCCAAAUCAUGAGAAAAAAGCUGGUAAGAUUCACGCGCAACUUGUACUGGACCAGCUAAGAUGUAACGGUGUCCUGGAAGGAAUUCGAAUCUGUCGACAGGGUUUCCCGAAUAGGAUGCCUUUUCAGGAAUUUAAACAGAGCUGGAGGUUCUUGAGCUGGACACGAAUUCUUAUCGUAUCGGCCAGUCCAAGAUCUUCUUCAGAGCUGGUGUGUUGGCGCACUUGGAGGAGGAACGUGAUCUGAAACUGACAGAGAUCAUCACUGUCUUCCAAGCGUACUGCCGUGGAAACAUCGCAAGAAGGCAAUAUAACAAGCGGGUUCAACAACUGAGCGCUAUUCGCGUUAUUCAACGAAACUGCCUCAGCUACCUUAAACUUCGCAACUGGCAGUGGUGGCGCCUGUUCACGAAGGUGAAGCCGCUGCUCAACGUGACCAGGACGGACGAAGCGCUUCGCGAAGCCCUUGACCUGAAGAAAGCGAACGAAGAGAAGUUGGAGAAGUCUGAAGCAGCGUACAACGAUCUGGAGAGGAAAUUCAGCCAGGUUUCUGAGGAAAAUGCCAUCAUGCAAGAACAGCUCGACAGAGAACGCGAUGCCUUCCAAGAGGCGGAUGACAUGCGUCAGAGGCUGCAGACCCGAAAGCAGGAGCUGGAAAACUUGUUGAACGAUCAGAUGGAGCGAUUCGACGAAGAGGAAGAGAAGGUUAUUGGUCUUACCGAAGAGAAGAAGAAAUUACUGAAGGAUAUUCAAGACUUGGAAGAUAGUUUGGAAGAGGAAGAAGCUGCCCGACAAAAGCUCCAGCUUGAUAAAGUCUCCGUUGAGGCCAAACUAAAGAAACAAGAGGAAGACCUGACUUUAAUGGAAGACUCCAAUUCUAAACUGACGAAAGAGAAGAAAUCCUUAGAAGACAAGUUACAGGAGACAAAUCAAGCUCUAGUCGACGAGGAAGAGAAAGCGAAGGGCCUGGCCAAACAGAAAGCUAAACACGAAGCCCUCAUUUCAGAUCUAGAAGAACGACUGCGAAAUACAGAAAAGGCUUUGCAAGAAAUGGAAAAAAUCCGCCGAAAGUUAGAGACUGAACUCGCCGAAGUCGACCACCAACUUGAAGAAGCCAAACAAACGAUCCAAGAUCUGGAGGCGACCAUUCACAAAAAAGACAUGGAAUUGAAUGACCUAAAUGCCAGGGCUGAUGAAGAAUCUGCGAAGAGAAGCGAGCUCGAGAAAACCAAACGAGAACUUGACAACCAGCUGGAAGAGUUGAGGGAGGACUUGGAGGCCGAAAAAAAUGCGAGGACAAAGGCUGAGAGGCAACGACGGGAACUCGGAGAGGAAUUGGAGUCUCUCAAGUCGGAACUCGAAGAAUCGAUCGACACCACUGCUGCUGCACAAGACAUGAGGAACAAACGAGAAGAAGAGCUGAUGAAACUUAAAAAGAGCGUGGACGAAGAAACUGUGGCACACGAGGCCGCCAUGGCACAACUUCGGCAGAAACAUACUCAAUUAGUGGAAGAACUGAACGAACAACUAGAGACAGUCAAAAAGGGCAGAGCUCAACUUGAAAGAGCUAAGGCGCAUUUAGAGGAAGGCAACACUCAACUGAAAACCGAAGUGGAGGAAUUAAGCAGUCGCAAGACUGAGGCUGAACGCAAAGUCAAAGUGUUGGAAAACCAAAUCGCUGAGGCGAACGGUAGGCUCACUGAUGAUGAGCGCCACGUCACUGAGCUACAAAGUGUUACAGUUAAAUUGCAGAAAGAGUUGGAUGCCGCAUCCGCUCUAGUGGAGGAACUUGAAUCCAAGUGUUCGAUUGCAGAGAGAACGGUGGCCACGCGUGACUCGCAACUCGCAGAAACACAGGAAUCUUUAUCAGAUGAAACCCGCCAAAAACUUUCACUUAGCAGUAAACUUAAAGAUUCUGAGACGGAAAUAAGUCGUCUGCAAGAUCAACUUGAUGACGAAGAGGACGCCAAGGUCGCGCUUCAGAAGACCCUCUCUCAAGUUCAAGCGCAAGUCGGAGAACAAAAGAAACUGGCGGAUGAUCGCUCUGCACUUCUCGAAGAGGCCGAUCAGUCCAAGAAGAAAAUGGCACGAGAACUCGAAACGCUACAACAACGUGUGGAUGAACUGAGCGCCACUAACAGCAAACUGGAGAAAACUAGGAAACGAUUGCAAGAUGAGGUCGACGAUGUGCAACUCAACUUGGAGAAGGAGAGGGCACAAGUCAGUGCACUAGAGAAGAAACAGAGGAAGUUUGAUCAGUUGCUCGCGGAAGAAAAAGCUGUUUCUGAGAAGAACGCUAUGGAAAGAGACAAUGCUGAACGAGACGCCAGACAGAAUGAAACAAAGGUUAUUUCUCUGACGCACGAACUAGAGGAGCUUCAGGAGAAGCUUGCUGAUGCUGAAAGAGUCCGCAAGAGUGCACAAAAUGAACUUGAGGCCAUGAUGGAAAGCAAAGAUGACUUCGGCAAGAACGUGCACGAGUUGGAGAAGGCCAAACGGUUAUUAGAUACACAACUAGAAGAGAAAAAACAACAGAUCGAAGAACUCGAGGACGAGCUGCAGAUCACCGAAGAUGCUAAACUGAGGAUGGAGGUGAACAUGCAAGCCGCCAAGGCUCAGUUCGAUAGAGAACUGGCCGCAAGGGACGAGCAGAACGAAGAGAAGAGGAAAGCGUUGCUCAAACAGCUCCGUGAACUUGAAAGCGAACUGGAUGAAGAGCGUAAGGGCAGAGUUAGCGCUGCUAAUGCCAAGAAGAAGAUCGAGAUGGACAUAGUUGAACUGGAAGAACAACUCGAAGCAACCAACCGUGUAAAGGAAGACGGCCUCCGUCAACUGAAGAAAUACCAACAGCAGGUGAAGGAUAUUCAGAGAGAUCUGGACGACGCACGGCAAGCGAGAGACGAGAUAUCUGAACAAGCCAAAGAAAACGAGAGGAAAGCUAAGCAGCUGGAGGCUGAUUACGUACAAAUGCAAGAGGAUCUUGCUGCUGCCGAACGAGCCAGAAAGAGUUUAGAGUCGGAAAGAGACGAAUUGGCAGAAGAACUUGCGACUGUAACUCAUAGCAGGGGCUUAAGUGCUGAUGAGAAGCGCAAACAAGAUGCCCGCAUCGCUCAAAUGGAAGAGGAAAUCGAGGAGGAAAGAACACAGAACGAAUUGCUGUUGGAGAAAUGCAAGCGGGCAAAUAUGCAGAUGGAACAAUUCCAGACAGACUUGAACUCUGAGCGAGCUGCACUACAGAAGAUGGAGAGCGCUAAGCUGACACUAGAGAAGCAGAACAAGGACAUGAAGGUCAAAUUAGUGGAGCUUGAAAGCCAGACGCGUGCGCGCAAUAGGAUGACCGUACAAGCACUAGAGAACAAAUUAGCAACAUUGCAAGAACAACUUGAUGCCGAGGCCAAGGAGCGUCAAACCUUGGGAAAGAACAACCGCAAGCUCGAUAAGAAGUACAAAGAGGCAAUUUUGCAAGCAGAGGAGGAGAGACGGCAUGCGGACCAAUAUAAAGAACAGAUGGAAAAAGUAAACGCCCGCGUGAAGACCUUGAAGCGCUCUGUAGAUGAGGCAGAGGAAGAGAAUACACGGCUGAAUGCUUCCAAACGCAAAAUACAACGAGAAUUGGAUGACUACAUUGAAGCGAACGAGGAAUUGACUCGCGAAGUACAAAGUCUCAGAAAUAGGCUGCGGGGCCGCGGUGGUGGUACAGGUCGUACUGGAUUCACCACUCCUCCAGAGCCAAGAAGAAAGACGACCCGCGCAGAUAGGUCCGCCGAUGGAGGGGAUGGCGAUAUGACACCUGAACCCGACGCAGAAUCAUAGAAUCCACCCUUUCCCCCCCCUCCCCCCACCGCCACUAAUUCACCUAGCUUCAAAUGUCUCUCUUUCGUUCUUUAGUUUCUCUCCAAUUGUCGUGACUGGUUCUUUGUAAUUUAAAAUUUGGUUUCAGUUGGGUAGAUUUUUUAAGGAUUAGAUUUUUCUUUGUGAAAUAGUUCGAUAUCAGCUUUCGUAGUACAAUAACUGGUAGUACACAUUACGGUGAGUUUAGAGUAUAUAAGUCGCCUCAAAAUAUAAUUCGCAUAUCAAGCGAAUGAAACUGUGUGUUCUCGGUCGUAUCACAAAAUCUCCUCAGUCAAUAUUUUUGUGUCUUUUGUCAGUCUUUCUUUACAGUGAUUUCUAUCGAGCUCGUCACCUCAGACUUGAGAAAAUUGCUAUUACAGAAAGAUAAACAUGUAGAGUUUUUCAGACUAAAUUAAAAAGAAAAAACUGAGAACCUAUUUUCAAUGAAAUUUAAAACAGAGCUUUAUCUUAGUAAUCGCGUGAAGGAUAAGAGAACCGGGGUAGUGGUACUAAGUAGAGUGGGAGACUGGUAAUGAUCUAUAUUAUCGUACAAUUCAAAGAUUUGUGGAAUGCAUUUGUGGGGAAAACCAGACCUGAUAAUGCAGUAGAAUGGUAUAGUAGUUUUUCAUGAGAUUAUGGUGCACGGAGUUUUGAUAUGUACAGUCCUAAUGAUAGUAACUCUCAUUUCUGGUGGGUCGCGAGUGUUCCGCAGCAUUAGUGUUGCGCGACCAAGCUCAUCGAUGCUGCGAACGAAACUAGUCACUGAGAAGAUCUACCUUUUGACUGUGUGGACAUUUAUAUUUGUGACAUUCCUACUAGUCGGUUAGUUACUUAAAUAAAAAGUUGAAGUCUGUUGAGGGUUUGUCACGUUUACAGCAGUUUGCAAGGCUUGUCACUCAACUCCAAAGUUAUGCUGUGACGGAGAAAUCCAAAACAGACUCAGUGAGGCCCCUGAGAUAAACGCCCUAAAGUUAUCGAUAAUUUCUAUUUUAUAAGCUGCCAAUGUAUGGUGAUUAGAAUAAAAAUUUUGUUGAAGUA